Drosophila ananassae is the source of this 652-nucleotide messenger RNA. RefSeq lists its product as uncharacterized. The transcript has a single exon. Bases 117 to 611 code for a protein of 164 amino acids. The record is from RefSeq and is a predicted model, not a curated record. Lineage: Eukaryota; Metazoa; Arthropoda; Insecta; Diptera; Drosophilidae.
ACUGUGCAACCUUUUUAUUUUUCUGUCGCUUGUCACUUUUUUACCCGUUUGUAAAUUGGAAACUCCGUAUUUUGUAAUAAGUAAAUUUCCAGUAUCUGUUUACAAAAAAGAAAGCAAUGGAUGAACUACUCGAAAUCGGAAAUGCCUAUUUGAAUUCGAUUGGGCUUCCCGCCGAGUGGCAUCGUCACUGGAGCAACAUACAAAACGUCCUGAUGGACCAGGACGAAAACGGACGGCCCCUUAACCUGCCGGACGUAGAGGUGGUGCCCCUGCAUACUUUUCACCUCCAGGAAGUUAAUCCUGCCCUCUCAGCGGCCGGCGACGGUCCCCACAACAAUCCACCCCCGUUGGGCCAAAACGAAGGAAUCUUGGGCCCGGCCCUGAUCAUUUUCCGCCACCGGAGGCUGCGAGUCCCGUUCUUCAGUUUCGAGCGCCUGAUGCCCGUGGUCAUUCUGUUCUCCGGUGUAAUCUUCAGGAAGAUUCUCAAUCACUUUGGCAUUGACAUUAGCCAAGCUUUCCUUUUCGGUCUGUCCUACAACACACAUUUUGUGAUAUUUCAGUGCAUCAUGAGUUUUGCCACGCACUGGAUAAAAGACUUCCUAGGUGACUGAAAAGAGUUUCCAAAAAUACAAACCUAUAUUUUAUAAAACAA